GGGACUUUCCAGCAGGACCACAGCUCAUUUCGUGUGCUCAUUUGGCCUAGGAUAUCCUGGUUUUUUGAGGGAGUCUUUGGAAGGGGAUGUCGGCCAUGUGGUCCCUCUGGAGUCUUCUUCUCUGCGAAGCACUCCUUCCCAUUGUGGUUAUCAGUGUCCAAGUGCUAAGCAAAGUGGGGGACUCGGUGCUGCUGGUGGCAGAAUGCCCUUCUGGCUUCCAAGUGCGUGAAGUCAUCUGGCGAUCUCUCUGGCCGUCAGAGGAGCUCCUGGCCACAUUUUUCCGGGGCUCCUUGGAGACUUUGUACUACUCCCGUUUCCUGGGCCGAGUCCAGCUACAUGGCAACCUCAGCCUGGAGCUUGGACCUCUGAAAAGUGGAGACAGUGGCAACUUCUCUGUGCUCAUGGUGGACACAGGGGGUCAAACCUGGACCCAGACCCUCCAUCUCAAGGUGUACGAUGCGGUCCCUAAGCCCGAGGUUCAAGUGUUCACUGCUGCAACGAAAGAGGCUCAAGCCCCCCAAACCUGCCAGGUCUUCUUGUCCUGCUGGGCCCCCAACAGCAGUGACAUAACCUAUAGCUGGAGACGAGAGGGGACAAUGGAUGUUGAGGUGGAAAUGCACAGCCUUUUCUCAAAUAGACAGGUGUUAAGUGUCUCACUGGGACUGAGAGACAAAGAUGUGGCCUACACCUGCAUUGCCUCCAACCCUGUCAGCUGGGAUACGGCCACGGUCACUCCCUGGGACAGCUGCCAUCAUGAGGCAGCCUCCGGAAAGGCUUCCUACAAGGAUGUGCUGCUGGUGGUCCUGCCAAUCUCACUCUUCCUGAUUCUAGCUGGUCUCCUUGGGGCAUGGCACCACUGCCCCUGCUCAGGAAAAAGGAAGGAUGCUGGCACUGACAGAGUAGUUCCGGAGACAGAGAAUCCCCUCGUGUAAGGUGUGCCAUGAGAGACAACAUAGACUGAUGCUUAGACCAACAUAGACCAUGAUGAGACAGACACCCUGCCCAGCCACAUGAUGCUCUGCACCUGGAAACUUCCCAGAUCCUCGUAACUUCCACAAGUCUCCUGUCUGCUGCUAAAGAACAGCCAAGGAAGCCACCAUCACCCUGGUUCCAACCUUCUCCUUCUGUUUUGCACAUGCUGGAUCUUCUCUGGGCAAGGUGGACUAAGAGGUUGCUUCCUUAAGAGCCCUGGACAUUCCCCAGGAUCCACAGAGACAUUGUUUAGCCAAAGCAUUCUUUCUUGAGCACCAUAUAGAAGGAAUCAUCUAACUAUCAAGAGACUGCCUCCAGGCCAGGUCCUGGGACCUAAGAGAUAUCAGAUGUUUGAAUUACUGGGGAAUUGAGCUAACCACUGCCAACUCCAACCUCAGCCCCUGGUGUCUAAGAUCCUUGGGUGCAAGAUGUUAUGAUAAGAAAAGUUGCAGAACAAGGAAAGGUGGAGGGCAGGGCUUUUUGUUUCUGACCUGAAGGACUUCCGGAUCAUCUGAGUUCAAGGCUCCUCAAAGGUAAAUUUGAGGUUAUUAAGAUGAUGAAGGAUAUGCCGGGCAUUGGUGGCGCACGCCUUUAAUCCCAGCACUCGGGAGGCAGAGGUAGGUGGAUCUCUGUGAGUUUGAGACCAGCCUGGUCUACAAGAGCUAGUUCCAGGACAGCCUCCAAAGCCACAGAGAAACCCUGUCUCAAGAAAAAAAAAAAAAAAGAUAAUGAAGGGUAGCUGACAUGCCAU
Cricetulus griseus (Chinese hamster) is the source of this 1723-nucleotide messenger RNA. The record is from RefSeq and is a predicted model, not a curated record. NCBI's taxonomy places the organism in Eukaryota, Metazoa, Chordata, Mammalia, Rodentia, Cricetidae.